Messenger RNA from Coregonus sp. 'balchen', 7558 nucleotides. Lineage: Eukaryota; Metazoa; Chordata; Actinopteri; Salmoniformes; Salmonidae. The record is from the annotation of a GenBank genome assembly.
CUGCACCUGCGCUCUACUGUAAUUUCCCGGUCAUUACCAAACGUGCCGAUUUCAAUAAUCACUGACGGACAUUUCUGUCAAAGCACGAAUAGAUUUCCAUUAACUUUAAUCUGAACAAUGUAUCGAACAUCCUAAGAAAGCAAGUGAAUCUCUCCCUGGGAAAAUGCCGAGCGAGGAGCCAAAAACGGCACCUGGGAACAUUACAGAGAAAAAAUCACCACAACAACAAGGGGUAAGCAAGGAAACAACCUGUUGUUAGUUUAUAGGAACUUUUUAAACGUCGUUAAAAGGUCUAAUUUCACCUCUUUGUGAAUAUUGGAUUGUUUUGGAAUUUAUGGAAAACGAAUGAAACCAUCAUUAUUUGUAUUUGUAUUUCUAUAAAGUAACCUAACCCGUCUGUCCUCAUUCCUCUGACAUCCGAUGUAGUGGAAAGUGCAACAGCCUACUAGCCUAUAGGUCAUCAUUGUCACCUCUGUAAAAUGAGUUUUGUAUUGGAUAUUUGGUGGAUAUUCGGUUUUAUCUCCUCCAUAGCUAUUGAACCAAGCAUGCCAUAACUAUGAAGAUGGCAUAUUCUGAAUCAGGGGUGGAUGGAGAAAAAUCCAUAGCUCUUUUUGUUGUUGAAAUUUAUAUUUUAUUUUUGUGUGUGGGGGGAGCUUUUCAUCUUUAAUAGCUCUUACACAAUACAUUCCAUGACCAUGAAAAUGAUAUAUUCGGAUUCAGGGGGAGGAUCUACAAAAAUCUACAGCUUUUUUUUUUUGACUUUUUUUUUUUUUGCACCAUCUUCCUCACACCCCAACAACCUGCUAUUUAACCUUUUACUGCAGUGGGCUAAAUCAGUGAUUCUUGGUAGUCUUAAACAAAUCUACUUUGAAACAAAAGUAUACACCUCACACACAUGGUAAUGGUCUUAAAAAAGAGUUGACAUUUAUUCAAUUUUGAGUUUGCAUCCCAAUAUUACUCUUUAUAUACAUCACUGAAAUAUAACAAAACUGUUUGACAUAGAAACACCGGAUUUGUCAGAAAAAAACAAAAUCUACAUUUCCAAAAAACAAAAGCCAUGGAUUUUUGUCCAUCCUCCCCCGAUUCAGAAUAUAUAAUUUUCAUAAUCAUGGUACGCUUUGUGUAAGAGCUAUUAAAUAUAUUUUUUUAAGCCGUGGGUUUUUGUCCAUCCUCCCCUGAUUCAGAAUAUACCAUCUUCAUAGUCAUGGCAUGCUUGGUUCAAUAGCUAUUGAUGAGAGAGAACCAAAUAUCCAAUAUAAAACUACCUUGGGUAUAAACCUCUCAAUAUUUAUUUCAAAGACAUAAUCAAAGUUUUAUGACUAUCAACAUUUCAGUUGAUACAGACUUAACAUCAAGUCCAUCGCAUUGCUCUCAUUUGAUUGUUUGUUUUGCAUAACCUAUUGUAACCCAUUGUAUAACAACUACCUGUAGGCUACUCUUUAAACCCCUUUUAUGACUUACAAUGUGUCAUGAUGAUGAUGAUGAUGAGGCAGGCAGAUGGUAGUGGCCUAAAUCAAAUGAAUGGCAGUUCUCAAAACUGAACUGCCAUUUUCACCUGACCUGCGUCCUCUUGGUGUCCAUAGUUAAUCUCUUGGCUGUCUGUUUAGCCUACUGGUCCACUGAUCACACACACACACACACACACACACACACACACACACACACACACACACACACACACACACACACACACACACACACACACACACACACACACACACACACAAAUAGAGGCAAUAGUUCCUAUUUUGUUGUGAGGUUAAAUUGUUUGCCUUCCAGGGGAGGAAGGAGAAAAUGAGUGCUUGCAUCAAUUGAGCUAGAUGACACAACAGUGGCACAGCUCUAUAGGCACACACAAUGGUUUACAAAGACUGCAUAACAAUGUCACAUUUCCUGAUGUGUGAACCACACCCAUAUAUGUAAAUCUGGACUGCAUAGCUAUGCCUACCAUUGUCACUGACUGUGUUCACCCUAAACAAUGUGCAGUCCCAGUGUCUCAUACAAGUUAAACUAGAGAGGGAGUACUUUACUUGUGACAUGGAAUCCAACUUUCAGCAUUAAGGCAUGACAUCGUUCUAGGUUCUUCUGAUGGAGGAUCUGUCUGACAGUUUUGAAUGUGUUCUAUCUGUUCUAGAGUCCAGCACAGCUGAAUGGGUUUAAUUUAACUCAUGAUGUCACCAAUCCCUCAUCCCAGCCACAGUUUGAGUCCCGCCCCCCGUCCCCUGCAUCCCCACCAGACCCACAUAUUCUCCCAAGAGAGCAGUGGGGUGGGAAGUAUGAGUUUCUGCUCUCCUGUAUCGGCUACUGUGUGGGACUGGGGAACGUGUGGAGGUUUCCCUACCUCUGCUACCGCAAUGGAGGAGGUGAGUAACCCUCAGCCAUGCUGGCUUUUAGCCCUCAAACACUUUACACUGCCCCUCAAACUCUAAGUAUGAAUGAAGCUUACAUGUAUGAAGCUGUAUUAUUGUAUUGAAAUUGAUGCAUAUUAUGUUACCAUGGCCUUCAGGCCUGCACUGUCCUCUCACCUCUGUGUGUUGUGCUGCAGAGUUUAAUCUGAGAGCUGAAACCAAAGCCACACAAUCACAGGCCGCCAGUGGCGCUAUAAAGCCGACACACAGGCACUGUAACUAAUCCUAUAAGGGAGAGCCAAUGUCAUUUGCAGAAACAGACCCUGACCUGAAGUGCACAGAAAAACACACCUUAAUACAGUCUACUGAACGGUUCAUUGAAAACUAUAGUACACAAACUUCAGCUCCCCAUCUGAAGCUAGCACAUGCUGAGACUUCAAUAGUUGAGGGAUGGAAAAACCCUGUGCUGGCUGGCAGCUUUCCAGAUGUAGUAAGUGAUUAUAAAGCCAUAGUGUUGUUUGUAGAACAUAUCCUUACACGCCAUGUAUCCGUGUAGCAGCUCAGUGUUAUAACAAUCAAAUGAAUGAGGGAUGUCGCCUCUUGUAUUAUCCCCUGUUUCCUGUUUGACCUGUGACCUCCUCUGUCCCCAGGUGUGUUCCUCAUCCCCUACUUCAUCAUGCUCUUCUUCACCGGUGUCCCCCUCUUCCUCAUGGAGCUCAGUCUAGGCCAGUAUGGAGCUGCUGGACCAAUCACAGUGUGGAAGUGCUGCCCCCUCCUCAAAGGUAAACCCCCAGGACCCCCAUUGUCCUCCAAACACUCCAUAAUUGUCCACCAAUGCUCUGAUUAGUCUCAACCUUAUGUUCUCUAAAAACAAAAGCUCCCUCAUCUGGACUGCACACACCAAUAUGCCUGUGUGUCUCUCUAUAGGCAUUGGCAUUGGGAUGCUUUGUGUGUCUACGCUGGUGUGCCUCUACUACAACGUGAUUAUAGCCUGGACCUUCUACUACCUGGGCAGCUCUUUCCAGAGCCCCCUGCCCUGGUCCUGUGAUGCCCCAGCCAAUGCUUACCUCUGUGGGAACGCCACCACUGUGAACAGUUCCUCUGGCAGAGCCCUCAGCCCCUCAGAGGUCUUCUGGAAGUAAGGGCUCUUCCACCACUGUUUGUCACUAAAAAUGAUCGAAUGGCCUCUGCAUGAUAGAAUUCAGAUUAGGAUUGUCUUAUUGUGGGGGGAUUAGCGGCAUGCUGGCCCUCAACUGUAUUGAAAUAUUGACGACCAUGAAAUGCCUGAAAUAUUCUUCUUCAAAAAGUCUGUGCUAUGUGUACAAUGUACAUAAUGUACACUAUGCUGUAUAUGUUCAUGUCCUUAAGGAGAUAAGCUGACAAAAUAAUGUAAACUGACUGACUUCAGUAUAUGAUGUAACAUCUAUCUCCUGUUUAAAAUGUCUCUGUUUGCUGGGUCUAUCCAACUAGUUUUGGCUAGAGUUGUGAAUACUCUGUGUGAAUGUGUGUUUGCUCAGUGUUUGCUCGGUGUGUUGUGUUCAAGUGAGCGUGUUCUGGGUGUGGUGAACAGUAAGGGCCUCCAUGACCCUGGUCCUGUCAGGUGGCCCCUGGCCCUCUGCCUCCUGGCUGCCUGGAUCAUCAUCUUCUUCUGCAUGCUCAAGGGCAUCCGCAGCUCUGGCAAGGUGAAAUAACACACACGUCAUCAGAAUACACACCUUUAAACACAGACAUACUCAUGUUAUGGAAACAUGCCCUCAAAACAAACAUCCUUGCUCUUGGUGUUGCUGUGUACUUAAGAGCUGUUACUCUGUAGGUGGUUUAUGUGACUGCAACGUUCCCGUACUUCGUGCUGAUCGUUUUGAUCAUCAGGGGUGCUACACUGGAGGGGUCACUUCAGGGUGUGGCCUUCUACCUCACCCCUGACUGGGGCAGGCUAGCCAGUGCACAGGUAAACUACACCCCCUAGUGGAGACAGGCUGGUAUAAUCUCUAGAGUAAAGUAAAGUUUGUUUGUUUUUGUGUGUAUGUGUCUACCUGUAAUGAUGAGUGUCAAGGCCCUUGGUACUUGCCAACAAAGUGAAGAGCAUGUCUUAACUGUCACCGUUCACCAUGUAGGUGUGGAACGAUGCUGCCUCACAGGUCUUCUACUCGUUGGGGAUUGGUGUUGGGGGGCUGCUCUCCAUGGCCUCCUACAAUAAGUUUGACAACAAUGUCAUCAGGUCAGUUGUACUCUACUCUUCUACUGUUCUCUCUGAGGCUACAGGCAUGCUGGGAAAUGGAGUCUAUCUAACAUUGUGUUGCUUUCAGGGACUGCCUGGUCAUCACCAUAGGGAACUGCAGCACCAGCUUCUUUGCGGGCUUCGCCAUAUUCUCAAUCCUGGGUCACAUGGCCUGGAGGAAGGGAGUGCCUGUUGGAGAGGUGGCAGAUACAGGUAGCUCUCGAUGAGCCAAUCACUCCUCUUGUAUUAACAAUACAUUUAUGUUACGGUUAUGACAUGGUAAUCACAAUACAUCCAGUUAAAAUCAUGGCACUAAAAAUGUAUUUUAUGGCAAAAAUAAGCUCAUUAGUGUUCUUGCUCCAGGUCCCGGUUUGGCGUUUGUGGCGUACCCAGAAGCCCUUGCUCUACUGCCAGGCUCGGUCUUCUGGUCCAUCCUCUUCUUCCUUAUGCUUUUCAUGCUGGGGGUCGACACUCUGGUAUACCACAGCCUUGUUCUGUAUUGAACCCCAGCUCUUUGAACUAACCAAACACAUACAUCUAACAUCCCGCUCCCUGUCUCUCUGGCCCUGUUUUCUUUCUGUAGUUUGGUAACAUGGAGGGCAUCACCACGGCCGUGCUGGAUGAGUUCCCACAGCUCAGAGCUAACAUGAAGCAGAAGUCUCUGUUCCUGGGACUGCUGUGUUUCGGUUUCUAUCUAAUGGGACUGCUGUUGAUCACUGAUGUGAGUGUGUGUGUGUGUUUGUAUUGAAGUGUGUGUGUGUGUGUGUGUGUGUGUGUUUGUUUGCACUGAUGUUUGUCUCUCCAUAGGGAGGGAUUUACUGGUUCACCCUCAUCGACUCCUUCGCCACUAGCUUCGGCCUCAUUAUCAUCACCCUCUUCAUGUGCAUUGGCAUCUCCUUCUUCUAUGGUACACAGCACCAUGCAACUCUAGCUCCAUACUCUGCAUGCUACAUUCCACAUACUAAUCACACAUACUAACCGCUAUUCAGACAUGCCACACACUUACUGGAUGUCUAUGUCAAUAGUGUCUUCAGAUACUUUGACAAAUAAUUGUGUGUGUGUGUGUGUGUGUGUGUCUGCAUUCUGUAACAUUCACAGGAGUGAACCAGUUUUGCCAGGACAUCAUUGACAUGAUCUGUCUCUGUCCUCCCUGGUGCAGCAAAGUGCUGCUCUACUUCAAAGCAUGCUGGGUAUUCUGCACCCCAUUUCUCCUACUGGUGAGUCAGACCCUCUAUCUUUACAAUAUGUCUCUGAAAAAGCAUCCCUCUCUGUCUAAAAUCCACCCUUUGUUGCACCCUCACAGUGGUGAAUAAUUUAAAGAGACUGACAUUCUAUCCCUUUUCACCCCGGCUGUGUUCUCUAUGGGUUACUUUUCAAUCACCCCUCAUGUAUGCACAGUAUGUCUGAUAUGUGUAUUUAUUUAAAAAGUAUGUAGUAGCUGUUGCAUAGAAACAUAAAUGAGUGAACUAACCAAGUGUCCUGAGCCAGAAAGAGUAAUGGACCAUACCAUAGAGGCUCUGCCUGGAUUGUCAUACAGACGUCUGUUUAAGAAUCUGUGCAUGCUCAGCUGCACUCUGCUGCGUCUGUCUGGGUGUUGGUCUAUAUCUCCAAAGCUACUGUGUGCUUUUGAUCACUGCUUUGAUUCGAUGAUUGUCUCCAUGGUUGCUGUUAAACUUUCUUAGUGUUUAUGUUUUUAUUUCUGUUGGCCUUGUUUCACAUGCCCCUCUGUUUCUGUGUCCCUGUGCAUCCAGUUCAUUCUGACCUAUAUCUUCAUUGAGAUGUACAACACCCCGCUGCAGUAUGGGGCCUAUGUGUAUCCUCGCUGGGGCAAGGCACUGGGCGUGUGCAUGGGCGCCACCUGCUGUCUGCAGAUCCCCAUCUGGGCCAUCGUGGCCAUCAGCAAGGAGUCUGGGACACUGAAAGACGUCAGUACCGUCCACCCCCAUUUUCCCCCUGUCUGUCAUUACCUAGGCCAUUUUACAUGGCUAUAGGAAUUGCCCUAAGGGGACAAAUAAAGCUGUAUUGAAAUGACUUGAAUACUGAAGCCACACUAAAAAUACAUUAAACUCUUGAUAUGUUAAAGGCUGCCAGUGUGCAAAUAAUUUAGGGGUUACAUCAGUUAUGAAAGUCACAUGCCAUUCAGUAUAAAAAUAUCUUUAUUAAUCUCUCUUACUCUCUCUCCAUUCAGCGUUUUAAGAAAUCCAUUCGACCUCUAAAUUCCUGGAGGGUGAACAACUUGAACAACAGUGGAGGGGGAGAGGAGCAAAUAGAGAGGGUGGAGGCACCGUUCACGGUAAACCUGACAGACAGAGACACGGUCAACCUUACAGAGGUGGAUUUCACAGCUAUAGCCUGGGAAAAUGGGACAGAGGCAUGACCCUUCCUCACUGGUGGAGGUGGAGAGUAUAUAAUCACCGGCAGAACUGUGUAUCAAGAGACAAAGGAAGGAUGUCACUGUCCAGGCAUCUUUCCCUGCCAGCCAGAAGGAUACCUUUUUGCCAUUUACUAUACUGACACUUUAAAGAUAAUUUUUGUAAACAAAGACUACUUAGAAGAUGUAUCUGAUUGUCCUUCAGGACAAUGUGAGUUGGUGGUUUUAUUUAUGCUUUCAAAAUAUAUUUUACAUUGUCUAUUUGCAAUGUUGCUGGAGUGUGUAUAUAGCCUAAAGGCCAUGGCUGCAGCAUGCAUACACAGAGACCAUGGGUGUAUUCAUUAGGAACCAAACAGAACCAAACGGGGAGGGACCUACCUGAAUUGCUCCAAUAGAAACUAGUUUUUAUUGCAAAACAUUUUAGUCUACGCUCUUAUCCAGAGCGACUUACAGCCCUGCUCAAGGGCACAUCAACAGAUUUUUCACCUACUCAGGUCAGGGAUUUGAACCAGCGACAUUUCAGUUAUUGGCCCAAUGCUCUUAACCGCUAGGCUACAUUUUCCAUUUGGAGUAAAUGGUUUCCGUUGCAAAAUGUUUUGGACUAAUGAUUACACCCCAUGU